This is a messenger RNA of Tyto alba (common barn owl), 4730 nucleotides long. It is a transcript of the gene TXNDC16, whose product is annotated as thioredoxin domain containing 16. The record is from RefSeq and is a predicted model, not a curated record. NCBI's taxonomy places the organism in Eukaryota, Metazoa, Chordata, Aves, Strigiformes, Tytonidae. The transcript has 20 exons. Bases 534 to 2999 code for a protein of 821 amino acids.
CGCCUUGUGGGGUCGGCUGUAGCGGCGCUCUGGCUGCGUGGGCGGAUCUGGGGAUCCUAGAAGGGUCCCUGAAGCUGUUUGGGGGUGGGGGGGGGGUGUGUGGAUUUGAGCACCCCCCCCAGCAGCCCGCGUGGGUGUGCGGGGGGAAGCCCCGCGGGGGUUGGCGCAGGUUGGGUCUCUGGUGGUGUGGGGAAUGGCUCGGCGCAGCUCAGAGACAUGUUCUAUAAGGGCGGGCGUCCCUGUGGCUGUAGGGAAAGCUCGGGGACCAUAACAGCAAGGGGGGGCAGCUCGGAGACACCCCCCUCCACUGCCGAGAGAUCUCGGGUGUCGGGGAUCCCACCGCUGGAAGGGACACGCGCUGGCACACCUUUAUUUUUGACAUUCUCCAGCCGUACAGCCAGGCUGCCCACCCCAGGGGCCAAGGGGGGAGACCUCGAGAUGUGAUGCUCUCCUGUCAGCUGUGGUGGAGGGACGAGGACUUCGGCACAGGACACUCAGUUGUGACUUUCCUGUGCCUGUAGCUGGUAACAACCAUGUCAGCCCCAAAGGACAGAUGGAUUUCUUCCUUCUCUUUCCUGCUCUUCUGUGCUUCCUCCAUCCCAACGUGGGGAAGUGUGAGACUGCUGCAGGAGCUGAGCCCUCGGGAGUACUUCAGUAGCUUGCAGGCCGGCAGAGCAUCCCUGGCUUACUUCAGCCAUAAUGUUUCUCCUGGUGCCCAGCCCUUCUUGGAGCAGAUUGAGAACUCAGCCGAGGCCCUCCAGGACUAUGGCAUUUCGGUGGUGAAGGUUAAUUGUCCCGAAGAGGAUGUCUCAAGAUACUGUGAAAAAGAAAACGCAUUAAGGAAAGCCUACCUAUUCAGAGGUAACACCCUGAUCAGAGAGUUCCCCACCGAUGCCUUGUUUGACGUGAACUCCAUUGUUGCUAACAUUUUGUUUGCCCUGCUCUUUAAUGAAGUUAAAUAUGUGGAAACAGUGGCAGAUCUUCAGAACAUUGAAAAUGCGUUGAAAGGGAAGUUGAACAUGGUCUUUGCCUACGUACCAGCUACUGGGACAGCAGAGCACAGAGCCGUGAUGGAGGCAGCUUUUGUCUAUGGGACUGUCCACCAGUUUGUUCUGACAACUGAGCCAACGCUGUUGAAAGACGCUGGCAAUGAUGAGCCUGAGGUGUCAUCUGCCCGGCUGUUGUUCUGCCACUGCCAGCGGGCCACGGACCUGGCGCAGCCCUGCAGGAGGACAGCCAUGGGCCAGGCUCUGACCAUGCUCAACAUCCACAGGCACCUCAAGCUCAUGGGGGCUCCUCUGGUGCUUGGGCUACCGCUUGUGUUCAUCCUCAGCCAGAAAGAGACCUAUGAGGCUGACAGGAGGACAGCAGAGUUUGUGGCCUGGCAGCUCUUGGGGAAAGCAGGAAUUGCCCUUUUGUCCAGGGAUCUCGUAGAUUUGAACAUUCUGCUCCGGUCAAACGUCGCUCUGAAGACACCAGAUGAGGGAGUGCCAAUCAAAUACCUGGUCUUGGAAGACACUGAUGAAGUUAUAACCCUGGUGCAAGAUAAGAACAAGGUCACACAAAUCCAGGAGGAUGAGGACGAGGAUGAGGAAGAUGAGGAGGAAAAAGAGAAUAACAAUCAAGAUAUUCAGGAUGAUCAGGUGGUGGAAGCGGUUUCCAGGGACAAGAAGCGAGAGCUGCCCCUCGAGCAGAUCCUUGUCCUGACAGAGGAGACCUUCCACUCUGCCCUUUUGGAGACUGCCCGGAUGGUGGUGCUGUUUUAUGCCAGCUGGGAGGCAGUGUCCCUGGCAGUGCUGCGGGCUUACACCGAGGUGGCCGAUCACCUGGAAGGAACUCAGGGAGUUUUGCUCUCUCGGGUAAACUGCUGGGACUGGCCUGUUGUUUGCACAAAGGAGAACAUCACUCAGUUUCCUACCAUCAAGAUUUUUGAGAAGGGACAGCGAUCAGUGAUGUACGAUGGCAUGUGGGGAACCGAAGAACUGAUCAGCUUCAUCAUGCUGAGCCGAGUGUCUUGCCCUCUGAAGCUGGCCACGAUUGAUGAAGCAGAAGGAUAUUUAAGAGGGGAGUUUCCAUCUGAGCUGUCAUCCUAUCACCACACUUCAUUCCUGGGAGUAUUUAGCACAGCCACGAGUGAAGCCAGGGAAGCUUUCGAAGAGGCAGGAAACAUCUUAAGUGGCCACGUAACGAUGGGGAUGUAUUUUGAAGAUGAUGCCUUGGCUUUAUCCCGUAAAUACGCGGUGUCCCCGCCAGCCCUCCUCCUGGCCAGGAGCGGAGGUCAGGGCGUGGAAAGCAUCACUUUGUCCAAACAGAGCACGCAAGACAUAGUGCGGAUGAUCAGAUAUGAAUUGCUGGACAUUUUUCCAGAAAUCACCGUGCAGAAUCUUCCCCGCUACUUGCAACUCAGAAAGCCCUUCCUCAUCUUGUUCAGCGAUGGUGACAUUGAUCAAAAAGAAAGCAAGGAAAUGCUGAAGCUGGCAAAAAGAAGACCCUGGCAAGUGUUUGUGGCUUGCUGGUUGAACUUGAGGAAGACUCCGGUGGGACGCGGGGUCCUGAAGGCGUACUUUGCCACCGUGCCUUCGCUGCCCGUUCUCCUCUGGGUGAACCUUCGUGCCGGGGGUCAGGUAUUCAAGUUCCCGUCAGAGCAGUCCGUCACUGAAUCGAACGUCUUGUCUUGGCUGGAGAAGCUAAAAACGGGACUGGAGAUUCCCAGCAGUACCUUGUCUGAGGAAGACUGGAAGCCACCUCUCCCUGCUUACGACUUCCUCCAGAUGAUGGAGACCUCCAUGCCCGAGCUCCCCCUCCACACCUCCCACCGCCACGGGGACACGCCGGCACAGCACCCACCCGAAAACCCAGGAGGGGCCACCACUCUCCAGGAGGAGCCACCCCAGGAGACCAAGGCAGAAAAAGUUGGGUCCCCUGGGAGGGACCUGCGGGGGACAGCCCCCAGGCUGGCAGCAAGGGAGAAGCAGGUCAAGAGACACAGCGAGCUCUGAGAGCUGGGCAUCCCCCUCCCCGGGGGCAGUGAAAUAUGUGGGACCCUGCCCAGAAAACCUUAAUCAUGUUCCCACCCCUCCAUGAGCCUUUACACUGAAGAGAGGAGUGCUUCCAGCUGUGAAUUAACGGCGAAGGGCUAAAACAGCCCCUAAGUCUCAGUGUGAGUUCCCUGCUGCGGUGUGCUGGUCGUUCUGCUGGUAGCUGUGGCUUCCAAUGCCAGAAAUAAGUCCAGCCACCCCUCACCUUGGCCCCCCUGGCUGCUGUUGGGAUUACAUUUCACAGCAAGCGGCGAGAGCAGAUCGGCAGGGAGGGUGCUGCGAGGGAGCUCAGCCCACCCGGUAACUGGGGGGGGGGAACGGGGGGAGCUCGCCUGCAAAAGUCAAAUCAGUACAGCCCUGCUCUGUAGUUUCUGUAUGUCUCACAUAGGUGCUUUUGUUGCCCCCGAGCAGGAAAAAGCGAGUGAUUCCAGGAUAAAAAGCACAUUUCUCUCUCUCCUUCUGGUUGCAGCAGCGGCUCUGCUGAUCUGUGUUGGCAAGCCCUGCUCUCAAAAAGCGAUUCUAUCUGCACCGUAACCGUGUGGAGCUGGGAGAGCAAGCGAGCCACCCACUCCAGGGCUGCUUAACCCGGCACCCGCUUGUGUUUACACCUGCCUUGUGAACCCGCUUUGUGAACGCGUUCAUCCUCGGGGGAAAGAGGAGUAUCUGGCUAAAGCAGUUGUAUUACGAAGGCCAGAGCUCAGGUCAUCGCGCCAGCAAUGAAUAAAUAGCUGGGACAAAAAUUUGCCAGCAAAUCCCAAGGGCAGGCAGGUUGGAAGAUGGCUUUGCUCAACGCUGGCAUUUUCUUGGUUACAAGCCCAGGGGGUUAUUUGCGGCCUCAGUUUUUCUUUGCUCGCAGCGACAGCAGCGAGGUUGGUGCCUCCUGAGCUGGGGACGGUGGCGGGGAGUCUGGAAACGAGGUGGUGGGAGUUGAAGGAUGAGGCUGGGGACACGCAGGACCUGGGGAAGUGGAUUUCCAGCCUCUGCCCGUCUCCUGGGGACGGCAAAAGGUCUGUCACUGCUCGCUGGAGGACCUGAGCCCGCGGGCCAGCGUGGGAUGCGGGCUGGGCAGAGCUGUGUGUUUGGAGAGAAGCUUUGUCUAAUCCCACCCGUGCCAUGAUGAUCUUCCCACCUCCUCCAAUAAACCUCUGCUCCUUUCCACAGCACUGCUGAGAUGUGAGGGCCGGAUUCUCCUCCUCCUCCUUAUGGCUCUGAAGUUACUGGGAAGGGGGGAAAAAUUGAUGGUAAGGAACUGCUGGGAGCAUUGUAGAGUCUGUAUUUCUCAUCCUGCAAGCGGCCCACAUGGGUGGGAGUAUUUUGGAAUGCCCAGAAAUAGACCAUUAGUCCUGGGCUCUCCUUGAAGUCCUUGAUUGAGACAGACCAUUUUUGGACUAAACGACAGGCUUAGAGCCAAAAGGUAUGUCUUUAAAAUAAGCUGUAGCGUGCAGAUCGGAGCCUGCCGUGCAGCUGACUAUUCCCAAGGGAAGGAGUAGGUCAGGGCACCAACAGCUCCUCCGUGAGUUCCCGUCGUUUCUGGGCUCUGUUAGGUCGUUACGCCACUGUACGUCGGUCGUCUCCCAUCCUGUCCCUCGUGACCCCCCUGCUGCUGUUACAGCAUCGCUCUCCCACUUGGCGCAGGUGAAGCGCGAUAUCCGGGCCUCUCGUCGACGUCUUAAAUAAAUCCUAUCUCAAGUA